GUAUAAAUAUGUCUGGAGCUGAAGAUUUUAUAGCACCACCUCCUCUUGGACCAGAAUUAGCAAGUGGAAAAUGGAAAGUUCGCAUCAUAGAUGGCGAUGCAAGAAUUACAGAGGAACGAAUAUCUGGAAAAGAAGUGUGGAGCAUGCAAAACCGACGGGUUAUGUUUGAUUUCAAUACAAAAGGACAAGCUAUCAAGGAUUCUGGAGGAUGUAGAUGUAGAGACUUGAAGCAACGUCUUUGGGAUGCUCAUAGACGAAACACAAUACAAGAAGCAUUUGAAUCGCGGCCGGGUCUAGUUCCAGAAGACCAAUGGAGAGAGUUUGUGGAAAUGCAAUUCACUGAUAAGGCAAAAAAAAUGAGAGAGCGUAAUAUUAAGAGUCGAAGCAAACAUAAGAUGCCACAUGCACUUGGUAAAAAGAGUUUAGCUAGAAAGGCUCAUGAGAUGGAAGAGGAGACAGGCAUAGAACCAAGUCGAAGUGAACUUUUCAUUACAUCACGUACUAGAUCAGAUGGAAGUUUUGUUUGUAACGAAGCAAGAAUCUCUGUGGAUAAGCUGAAACAAGUAAUGACCGAGAAUAUUCAAAGUGAAGCACAUGAUGCAUUUGAACAAGUAUUUGGUCCUGAGCAACCGGGAAGAGUUCGAUGUGUUGGGCGUGGUCCGACGCCAUCCAAAAUGCAAUUCGUCUACUACUACCGAGAUGAUAUAUAUAUAAAGUCUGAAAUAAAAGGAUUAGCUGAUAAACUAGAUGUCGUGGCUAAUGCUGUGUAUGCUCUUAUUGAGUCCAGAAAGCAAGAACAUAUCCAAGCGAAUGCAAGAGAUGAGAACACAAAGCUUAAGACUAAUUUUCAUCAAUCAUCUAGUAUCAACAGUGAU
Messenger RNA from Thlaspi arvense, 875 nucleotides. The record is from the annotation of a GenBank genome assembly. NCBI's taxonomy places the organism in Eukaryota, Viridiplantae, Streptophyta, Magnoliopsida, Brassicales, Brassicaceae.